UUAGGUGCCUGGGUGCCACUGACAAAACAGGGUGUACACCUAUCCCAGGAAACCAGCUCUAACCAGUGACACCAUUAGUUCGCAGGGGCAAGUCUACCAUCUCCAACAUUACCAUUACCAUUAUACCAACAGCAACAACAACCACUCAGCAUGAAGCUCCUCCUUGCUUUCGCAGCCGUGUGCCUGGUGGCGACACUUCAAGCCCGGAACCUCGACAGGCGUCAAGCCAAGCCAUGUCCAGAUGACUGUGAACAUCUACCAUUAGAGAUUGCAUUCGUGAUUGACGCGAGCGCCAGCAUCUGGCCCCAGAACUUCACCAUCGGUCUCUGGUUCGUUCAGAAUUUCGUGGACAAGUUCAACAUUGGUCAGGAUAAG
This is a messenger RNA of Aplysia californica (California sea hare), 375 nucleotides long. RefSeq names its product collagen alpha-1(XXI) chain. The record is from RefSeq and is a predicted model, not a curated record. Lineage: Eukaryota; Metazoa; Mollusca; Gastropoda; Aplysiida; Aplysiidae.